Aspergillus affinis is the source of this 1419-nucleotide messenger RNA. RefSeq lists its product as uncharacterized. Gene Ontology annotation, biological process: transmembrane transport. The record is from RefSeq and is a predicted model, not a curated record. Bases 1 to 1419 code for a protein of 472 amino acids. The transcript is spliced from 4 exons. Lineage: Eukaryota; Fungi; Ascomycota; Eurotiomycetes; Eurotiales; Aspergillaceae. Gene Ontology annotation, molecular function: transmembrane transporter activity.
AUGACUGGUGUUAUUAGCAAUGAGCCUCUUGUGCCUCGGAACAGCUUGCAUGCGUUCUAUCGGGGCACACUCUUCAACUCGAUUCUCAUCGGUCUAGUCAGCUUUACACAACCGGGCAUAUGGGGUGCUCUAUCAAACCUUGGAGCCGGUGGGCUUGCGACUCCCUUUUUCGUCAACGCGGCAAAUGUCAUCACCUUCGCGAUCAUGAUUUUUAUGAGUCCACUGUGCGCCGUUCUGAGUAAUAGAUGGAGUUUGAAAUGGGUUCUGAUUUUUGGAACCCUUGGGUAUGCGCCUUAUUCGGCGGCAUUGUAUACGAACAGCGUCUACGGCACGCAGUGGUUUAUGCUGUUUGGAGCAGCGACCUGUGGCUUUUCUGCGGCAGCGCUUUGGGUCUCCGAGGCAGCAAUCGGUGUUGGAUAUCCUGAGGAACAUCGGAAAGGAACUUACAUUUCAAUAUGGUUCGCCCUGAACAAAAUCGGUUCAAUCGUGGCAACGUCAAUCGAACUCGCCCUGAACGUCCAAGGUGACCAAAAAGGAACCAUCAGCCCAGACACAUAUCUCAUCUUGAUCGCACUGCAGUGUCUGGGUCUCCCGCUCGCCUUCCUCGUCAGUCCGGUCAACAAGCUGAUCCGCAGCGAUGGCACACGACCCGUCCUGCCCCGUCGAACCACCCUAGCUGAAGGAUUCCGUGGCUUCUGGCGCGUCUGCAAAAGACCCGAGAUUGCUGCUCUCAUCCCUAUCUUUCUGACGAGUCAAUGGGCGCAAACAUACGAGGGCAAUUACCUAGCGACAUACUUUACCGUGCGCUCGCGAGCUCUCGCAGCGUUCGUCGUCACUUGGGUCGGAUUAGGCGUCAACAUCGCCUUCGGCUGGUUCCUGGACAGCAAACUUUUCGGUCGACGGUCGACGCGCGCGCGAGCUGGCUGGAUCCUGCUAAUCGCAUCAUAUACCGCCACCUAUGUGUACAAUCUCGUCGUGCAGGCCGAAUACGCACGCACGAACCCGACAUUCGAUAUCGGAUCGCCUGGCUAUGCUCGUGCGGUAGGCGUGUACUGCCUCUUCUUCGUCCCUUAUAAUGCCUUCGCCGUAUGGGGCUAUUGGGCUCUAGGAACCUUCGAUCGGAGUAUCGAGAAUUUGACAUUUUCGGCGGCGUUGCUUCGUGGGAGCGAGUCGCUGGCUAGCACAAUCUCGUAUGGGCUGGGCGCGUCGAAGGAUGUGUCGCUGUUAACGAAUCUUAUUGUCGCCGCGGCGUUGUUUUGGGCGUCCGUUCCGACCACAACUUGGAGUACGUGGCAGGUCAAGAAUGAAGAUGAAGUGCAGGAUGAGAUGGAAGAGACGGAGAGUACUGGUGAGAGUGGAGGUGAGAGCCAGGGUCAGACGGAAGGUGUUAGUGUGAUUGCGAAGGGAGCAGGGGUCUGA